Acaulospora morrowiae is the source of this 261-nucleotide messenger RNA. The record is from the annotation of a GenBank genome assembly. Lineage: Eukaryota; Fungi; Glomeromycota; Glomeromycetes; Diversisporales; Acaulosporaceae.
AUGGAGGGUGCGGUGACUCACCGGAGGAUAAAAUUAGGCGGGAUUUUAUCACUUCGCACAGACAACGGCAAAAGGAGCUUAAGAGAAAAUAGGUUAGACCCUUCUCACAAGGCUGAACACAAUCUCGGGGGGAUUUCAAACGAUUUAACUGAAUUAGUUAUAACAAUGAUGUCAGGUCAGAUUAAAAUGACCGCAUCGAUUGCGGAGGUUGAAAAUCACGCACACGGGGAAAGUGUUCGGACCGCCGUAAUAAUAUCCUAA